UAGUUAAUAGUCAGGAUUAAGCACCGCGCACGCAUGAGCCGAUUGACGAUUCGUAUUUGUGUUUUGUAGCAGUGCGGGGUGGACGUGUUAAAAUGAGCUCCAUUUUAUUAAAUAUUAUAUUAUUAUUUGUCUGUGGUCAGAUGGUAAUGUGCCAGGAUGUCUACAGAGCAGCAAUAAUAGGCAACGGAAAACCACACACUAAAAACUAUGCAUCUCUUAUACAUGAAGCGGCCAAAUUGAAUGCGGAUAUACUUCUGUUAGAAACUGUGAAUGAUAAGAACUUAGAAUCAUGUGGCCGUUGCGAUAAUAAUUAUGAUGAGAUAGUGAAGACGGUUUCAACAGCUGCGAAGGAAACCGCGAUCUACGUUGGAGUCCAUGUAUAUGAAAAAAUAACUUGUAAUAAACAUGAAGAUAUUGUCAGAAGUAAUUUAAUAUUCAAUAGAAAUGGGGAUAUAAUUUCUGUUUCCAGGAAGCCAUUGAACAAAGCUAAUUGCAAUUCAACAUAUUCAAAAAGUGAAUUGUUUUCUACUGAUUUUGGCGUCAAAUUUGGAGUAUUGAUGGAAGAGGAUAUAUUAAAUGCUCAAGAUAUAAAUCUUAGUAAUUAUAUAAUACUGGGUUCACGGCCUCGCAGUAGUGGGAAAUUGCAUGCAUCGCAGCUAGUAUCAUCAUGGGCAUAUAUUAGUAAAAUUAACGUGGUUUCGACAAACGGUAUUUAUGGCAACACUGGAGUUGCCAUGAAGUCUGACAACAUUAUUGUGAAGGAAAUUAAAAAAAAUGGAAAUAAUAAGCCAAAAUUACAAAGUAGUUCAUUUGAUUUUCCUGAGUUGGCUCGCAGCGUCAAGCUGGACUUGGAACUCGCUAUGCAAGGGUACACGGAAAACUUAUGCUUUGAAGAAGUUUGUUGUCAUUUCUACGUAAGACUUGCGGGAAAAGGUAACUCGGACGUGUCAUACAAUGUAGGAGUCCACACUGGUACAAUGGACGUAGGAUCUCAAACAGUGGCCACUCGGGGUUGUGUCCUAGUCGCCUGCGGAGGGCCAGAUCAAUCUUGCUCUGUACUGUCCAGAAAUUCAUCAGAUAUCACCUUUAAAACAAUCUCUAUAUCUAGUAACUUUAGUCAGGACUCCAAGCAGUUCCCAAUUUUACAAACUACAGAUGUCAAGAACAUAAAAUUCGACCAACAAAAUGGUAUAAAUAACAGGCAAGUUUAUAUGGAAAUUCAUGAAUGUAAUAAUGUAUUAAUUUUCGGAAUUAUCAGCAUCGAAUCGAAGCCAAUUGACGAAUCUAGUGAACAAUUUAUCGAUUUCUCUUCAUACAUUUCGAGUGAGAAUGUUCAAGAAUUCUUCGAUUAUCUUUGGAUUCGAUUGCGUGUUCCUAUAUUUAUCGUAUCGAUAUAUAUAUUGGAGAUGAUGUAAAUUAUAUUUACUUAUUAAAAUAAGUAACGUUGUAUGUUUAUUAGAACGUUGGUUGGCAUUUAAUGGGGUUUUAAUAUUUAUCAAGGGUAACGUAUAUUAAAAUAGAAAUAUAUAUUUAUAUUAUAAAAUAAUACGAGACUGAUAUUAUGUAUUUUAUAAAAUGGAUUGAAUUAUAUUUAUAUUCAAAAUCUUUAAAUUACCUACAGGUUUUUCUGUUGUGUAAAUUUCCUAUAAGUUUUUUGGACAUGCUUUUAUUAAACUCUAUUAAUUAUUAUUUUAAAUGAAAGAUAGCAUUAAUUUUUAAUGUCCUAAACUAAUAUUCAAAGAGCUUCAAACCCGUAUCAAAGGUUUACUGUCAUGAGAGAUGUCAAAAAUGUCUUUCUAUAGAUAAUGAUGUAAAAAACUAGACAAAUAGGUCGUAAGUGCCGGAAAUAUUUCAAUUAACCGAUCAAAGUACCUAUGUAUCUUAAAAUUAUGGGUAAAACUUAAUAUUUGUUAGUUUAAAUAGUAUAAUAUAUAGAAGUUUAAUAUACUUCAAUAUUAAAUUUAUAUUAAAAAAAAUUAUAUCAAUCUAUUUAUUUUAUUUAAAAUUCCAAUUAAUUUUCGGCACGAUGGUUAUGACGAGACUUAUUAUAGCCUAGUUCACAGAGUUAUUUUCAACGAAUGUUAAAUUUAUCUCUACUAAGUUUUCCAGAUUUCUGUGAUAUUAAAAUAAUAUAAAUAAAUGGGUUUAUUAAA
This is a messenger RNA of Pieris napi, 2153 nucleotides long. RefSeq lists its product as uncharacterized. The transcript has 9 exons. The coding region runs from base 93 to 1415 and encodes 440 amino acids. The record is from RefSeq and is a predicted model, not a curated record. Lineage: Eukaryota; Metazoa; Arthropoda; Insecta; Lepidoptera; Pieridae.